Molecule: messenger RNA, 3426 nt
Organism: Homo sapiens (human)
Lineage: Eukaryota; Metazoa; Chordata; Mammalia; Primates; Hominidae
Gene: GPAT3
Product: glycerol-3-phosphate acyltransferase 3
Exons: 12
Coding region: 1248-2318 (356 amino acids)
Biological process (GO): triglyceride biosynthetic process; phospholipid biosynthetic process; CDP-diacylglycerol biosynthetic process
Cellular component (GO): endoplasmic reticulum; endoplasmic reticulum membrane
Molecular function (GO): lysophosphatidic acid acyltransferase activity; acyltransferase activity; acyltransferase activity, transferring groups other than amino-acyl groups
Source: RefSeq, a predicted model, not a curated record
UCCUGCCGUCACCUCCCAAAGUGCUGGGAUUAAAGGUGUGAGCCCCACGCCUGGCCAGAAACAGGCAUCUCAACUGAGAAGAGGCCCUGCAGCCUAGUGGUUAGGAUUAGGGACCCUGGAUACAGGUUUGCUUAGAUUUGGUACCAAAAUUGUAGCUCUGUUUCUCAAAAUGUGACCUUAGGGAGGUCAUCUACUCUUGUGCCUCAUUUUCUGUAUCUAUAAAAUAGGAGUAACAAUAACUCCUAUUUCCAUAGGGUUGUUCAAAUGAGUUAAAAGGUAUCAAGCACCUUAGAAGGCUGCCUGCACCUACUGUAUGAAUGCUUGUUGCUAUUAAAAGAAUAAUAUGAUUACUGAGAUUCUGGCAUUCCACAGUGCCUUCUAAUAAGUUUGGUUCCCAUUUUUGUGACCUGUUUUCUCUCUGCCCUUAGGACGUGGCUUUAUCUGCUCUUCUUUCUCAGCUAAUUGGGUGGCUCCCAGGUAUACAUCUCUAACCCACUGGACAUUGUCUUGUACUUGCUAGCCUCCUGUAUUGCCCUAGACUCUUGUUUGUGGCUAUUUCUUUGCCUAGACUUUGAAGUUGUAUGUGAUUCUUCAUCCUCAGUGCUCAUGUUUUUAAAGUUCUACUGUUUCUACUUGGGAGCUAUUUCUCAGUUUUGAACUCUUCUUAUUGACUUUACAUUCUGAGCUUGGUCACAUUAUGCUGUGAAUUUCUUGACUGCUUCCUAAUGUGAGAUCUUCAGAAUCCUCUCCCAUAGCAGAUGAUCCUCUUCAGCUGGUGUUCCCUCUUUCUCUGAACUCUGAAAUGAUUGAACUGCUCUCUCAUACAGCAAUGUCUUUUGGAAUUUAUACCCUGUGUAAGAAUGGUGUAAAGGUAAAUCACACCCACUGGCUUCCAGGGGCUCACUUCUGUCUGUUUUUCUUUAGUAACUCAAGGUCAGCUAAGGACGGAGGCCAGCUAGUUGCUGUCAGCCUGGCAAAUUAUUAUACCUGAUAGGAUGAUCUCCAGUCCAGGAUCUGACUUUCAGUUUGACAGGCCAGAGAUUUUAAUUUUUGUCCUUCUGGAUAACUCCAGAGCUGAACUCCUUGUCAAUCAAACUGACAAGAAUGCCAGUUUUCUAAUUCUGGUGGGAGAAACCAGAUAACUUGGAAACCAGUGGGCCACAAUACGAAUUGAAAAAGGAACCCCAAAGGAGUCGAUUCUUAAAAACUCUGCUUCUGUUGGUAUUAUCCAAAGAGAUGAGUCACCCAUGGAAAAAGGGCUCUCUGGUCUACGAGGAAGGGACUUUGAGCUGUCUGACGUGUUUUAUUUCUCCAAGAAGGGAUUGGAAGCCAUUGUAGAAGAUGAAGUGACCCAGAGGUUUUCCUCAGAGGAGCUAGUGUCAUGGAAUCUCCUCACAAGAACCAAUGUAAAUUUCCAGUACAUCAGUCUGCGGCUCACUAUGGUGUGGGUGCUGGGCGUCAUAGUGCGCUAUUGUGUCCUACUGCCUCUGAGGGUUACCUUGGCUUUCAUUGGGAUCAGUUUGCUGGUUAUAGGAACUACACUGGUUGGGCAGCUGCCAGACAGCAGCCUCAAAAACUGGCUGAGUGAACUGGUCCAUCUGACUUGCUGCCGGAUCUGUGUGCGAGCCCUCUCUGGUACCAUUCAUUAUCAUAACAAGCAGUACAGACCCCAGAAGGGAGGCAUUUGUGUUGCCAACCAUACUUCCCCCAUUGAUGUUUUAAUCUUGACAACGGAUGGAUGUUAUGCUAUGGUUGGCCAGGUUCAUGGCGGCUUGAUGGGAAUUAUUCAGAGAGCUAUGGUCAAGGCUUGUCCUCAUGUCUGGUUUGAACGCUCAGAAAUGAAGGAUCGACACCUGGUUACUAAGAGACUAAAAGAACAUAUUGCUGAUAAGAAGAAACUACCCAUACUAAUUUUUCCUGAAGGAACUUGCAUCAACAAUACUUCAGUCAUGAUGUUUAAAAAGGGGAGCUUUGAAAUUGGAGGAACCAUACAUCCAGUUGCAAUUAAGUAUAACCCUCAGUUCGGUGAUGCAUUUUGGAACAGUAGUAAAUACAACAUGGUGAGCUACCUGCUUCGAAUGAUGACCAGCUGGGCCAUCGUCUGUGACGUGUGGUACAUGCCCCCCAUGACCAGAGAGGAAGGAGAAGAUGCAGUCCAGUUUGCUAACAGGGUUAAGUCUGCUAUUGCUAUACAAGGAGGCCUGACUGAACUUCCCUGGGAUGGAGGACUAAAGAGAGCAAAGGUGAAGGACAUCUUUAAGGAAGAGCAGCAGAAAAAUUACAGCAAGAUGAUUGUGGGCAAUGGAUCUCUCAGCUAAGAGGACGGAUGACAGCCUUUAGAUCUAGAACUAGCCCUUAGAAAUGGAAUGGCUUUUUUUGUUUUGUUUUGUUUUAUUGUUUUGUUUUUAUUAUUGUUAAUCUUUUCUACAGAAUGAUUGUCUCUACCUCUUUAUGCCAGAGGCAGAACCUACAGGUGCCCUUUUUGGCUUUUGUUGUUGUUGUAACAUUAGCCCCAUGGAUUGUAAGGUGGUUUACUGAGUUAAAACAGAUUCUGCUUUUGUAAAAUGAUGGCAUCACUGUGGACUGAAUGAAAUAUUUGUAUAGAAAAAAGUGCUUGAAAAGUGUGUUUGGAACUCAUCGAUAGGGUAAUUCUCCAAAAAUGCCCAAACUCUUUUUCUGUAAUUAGCCUUGCCACUUUCUUCAGUCACUUAAAUGGUGAGAUUACACAUCAGUGCAAGAUGACCAUUAUGGUUAUGGUCUACUGCAAGGUUGAAAGGAAAAAUGGAGGAUUGUAUUUAGGAAAAGGGACAACUUUGUGGCCACCUGCUCUGAAAGUCAAAAGGAAAUGUAAAUUAGUGUCAUUAGUGUGUUGGAAGAGAAAUACUAUUCAGUAAGCUUCGCCAAAGAAAAGUGAGUCAAAGUUAAUGUGUGUGCGCAUUUAUAUGUAGGCAGCUCGUAGACCACAUUUUAACCAGCAACUGGUAACAAAGAGCUUAGUUUUCCUUGUUUGAAUGCUGUAGAUCUGUACCUAGUACCCCUCCCAUCUACUGAUUUGUUUGUUUUUGUAACCAAACACAUUUUCAGAUAGAAGGAGCCUUAAAAAAAAAAAAUCACAUUGAGUAACUUCAGUAUGAAUGAAUGAGAGUGUGUGGAGCUACCCCUCACCCUCCACCCCUUUGUGCUUUUUAUUCCCGAAUUUUCCCAGUCUCUUAAACAGAAAAAUGACUGAUAUAAUUAUCUUUUGGAAACUGAGCCUUAAUUUUUUUUAGAGGGGGAAAUAAGUUUUCCCCAACUCACACAGCAUAAGCAAUGUUUGACAGCAAUAUAAUGCCGUUGUAAACUACUGAGAGUAUUGUAUCUGUUCUGGUAACCAUGUACAGAAUGUGAAACUGUCUUAUGAAUAUAAAUAAAUUCUAUAUUUCUAAA